ACCAUGAACACCAAGGGGGCUUCACUGAAAGGUUUGUUGCUGGUGACCCUUUUGGUUUCCCACAUGCUUCUGACAAAGGAAGGAGUGACCUCUUUGCCAAUCUGCCCCAAUGGAUCUGUCAAUUGCCAGCUUUCCCUUGAGGAACUUUUUGACCGAGCAGUUAAACUUUCGCACUACAUCCACUUCCUCUCUUCAGAAAUGUUCAAUGAAUUUGAUGAGCGCUACGCCCAGGGCCGAGGUUUCAUUGCAAAAGCUGUCAAUAGCUGCCAUACUGCAUCUUUAACCACCCCUGAAGAUAAGGAGCAGGCUCAGCAGAUUCAUCAUGAAGACCUACUGAAUUUAAUUAUGGGAGUUCUGCGUUCCUGGAAUGACCCCCUGAUCCACCUGGCCUCUGAAGUACAAAGAAUCAAAGAAGCUCCAGAAACCAUUCUCUGGAAGGCUGUGGAGAUUGAAGAACAAAACAAAAGACUUCUAGAAGGAAUGGAGAAAAUAGUUGGGCGGGUUCAGACUGGGGAGGUGGAAAAUGACAUUUACACUCCGUGGGACGGACUUCCAUCUCUGCAGCUUGCUGAUGAGGACUCCAGACUCUUUGCCUUUUACAACCUGCUACACUGCCUCCGCCGAGAUUCCCACAAAAUUGACAACUAUCUCAAGGUUUUGAAGUGCCGCCUAAUCCACGACAACAACUGUUGA
This is a messenger RNA of Cinclus cinclus, 693 nucleotides long. RefSeq names its product prolactin (gene PRL). Bases 4 to 693 code for a protein of 229 amino acids. Gene Ontology annotation, biological process: positive regulation of cell population proliferation; response to nutrient levels; positive regulation of receptor signaling pathway via JAK-STAT. Gene Ontology annotation, cellular component: extracellular region. NCBI's taxonomy places the organism in Eukaryota, Metazoa, Chordata, Aves, Passeriformes, Cinclidae. Gene Ontology annotation, molecular function: hormone activity. The record is from RefSeq and is a predicted model, not a curated record. The transcript has 5 exons.